Molecule: messenger RNA, 3861 nt
Organism: Owenia fusiformis
Lineage: Eukaryota; Metazoa; Annelida; Polychaeta; Sabellida; Oweniidae
Source: the annotation of a GenBank genome assembly
AUGAGAAACAAAAGAAAAAAGCAAAGUAUUCUACCAUUGACUGUGUUGGUUGUAAUUCUGUUCUAUUUAACACAUUAUGCGCAUGUGAAGCAUGCCCAAAGAUCAGCGGUGAAAAGCAGUAGAUACAGGAGAUCAACCGACCAGGUCCAUGAUCACAUCGAUAUAGAUGAUGCUGAACACGACGAAAAAAUUGAUGAUCUUGAACGUGACACACCAGCUGAUUCAGUGGAUAUUGAGCGUGACACAUCAACUGACCCAGUGGAUAUUGAGCGUGACACAUCAACUGACCAAGUGGAUAUUGAGAGUGACACAUCAACUGACCAAGUUGAUAGCGAGCGUGACACAUCAACUGACCCAGCGGAUAUUGAGCAUGACACAUCAACUGACCCAGUGGAUAUUGAGCGUGACACAUCAACUGACCAAGUGGAUAUUGAGAGUGACACAUCAACUGACCAAGUUGAUAGCGAGCGUGACACAUCAGCUGACCCAGCGGAUAUUGAGCGUGACACAUCAACUGACCCAGUGGAGAUUGAGCGUGACACAUCAACUGAUCGAGCAGAUGAUCCUGAACACAUCGGGAAGAAUCAACAACUCGAACCUAAAUGCGAAGCGACAAUUGUUCUACCUGAUCCUGGAAAUGACACAAUAAUUGAUGCAGGCGAAUCUGAACGUGACGAAAUAAUUGAUCAUCUUGUCCCCGGACGUGACACGGCAAUUGAUCAAGUCGCUCCUGAAAGUAAAAAAACAAUUCGCUCUGUCAAUGCUGAACGUAACGUUACAAUUGAUCAAGUCGAGUCUGAAUAUAAGACGACUAUCAAGCCAGUUGACCCUGAACAUGAGACAACAAUUGAUUCUGUUUAUCCUGAAGGUGAGACAAUAGUUGAUUCUGUUUAUCCUGAACGUGUCAUUACAAUCAAUCCAGCCGAUCGCGAACAUGAAACAACAAUUUAUUCUGUUGAUGCAGAAUUUGCUGAAGUAAUUGAUCAAGACGAUUCUGAACAAGAGAGGACAAUCAAUCCAGUCGAUACUGAACGUGAGACAACUAUUGAUUCUGUUGAUGCUAAACGGAGAAUAACUAUCGAUUCUGUUGAUGCUAAACGGAGAAUAACUAUCGAUUCUGUUGAUGCUGAACGUGACGUAGCAAUCGAUCAGUUUGAUCCUGAACAUGAGACGACAAUCAAUCCAGUUCAUCCUGAACGUGAGACAACAAUUGAUAAUGUGUAUGCUCAACAUGACCUAACAUUUGAUCUUGUUGAUCCUGAACAAGAGAGGACAAUCAAUCCAAACGAUCCUGACCGUGAGACAACUAUUGAUUCUGUUGAUCAUGAACGUUACAUAGCAACUGAUCAAUUCGAUCCUGAUCAUAAGACGACAAUUAAUCGAAUCGAGCCAGGACAUGAAACAACUGAUUCUGUUGAUGCUGAGUACGACGUAUUGAUCGAUCAAGUUGAUCCAGAACAUGAGACGACAAGCAAUCCUAUUGAUCCUGAAAGUGAGACAACUAUUGAUUCUGUUGAUCCUGCAGGAAACGUAUCAGACGAUGAAGUUACUGUUAGUCUACUUGAUAAUGAAACUGUUACUGGUACUAUCAAUACACCGGAUAACCUUACAAUUAGUACUGCAUCUCUAGAUGACCUAAACAGCUGCGGCUAUGAUAUUUCUACUUACACGUGUAUGGAGAAUACUUGCAGAGGAAGAUGUGGGCAGAUUAACAAUUAUACGAAUGCCUUGUGGCUCUGUUCUUGUGAUGCGGCGUGCCACGUCUAUGGAGAUUGUUGCAAGGACUUUAACGAUGUUUGCGGCAACCGUACAUAUAGCAUCGAGAUGGAGGAAUCUUUCGUUUGCAAAAAUAUAGGAGAUGGUCAAUACGUAUAUAUGAAGCAAUCCUGCCGACCCGACUACAAUAAUGUAGAUAUCAUUCAGAAAUGUUACGGGGAGGAUGGUGUCGAGGGAAUCAUACCAGUCACUGACGAACUGACAAACGUUGUCUAUGUCAAUUAUUUUUGCGCUAUGUGUAAUCGUGUCAAUGAAAACGUUGUUCCUUGGAAAAUAUUAGUCCAAUGUAAAAUGAAUACCCCACAAUUCCCCAUAUCAGGCAAUGAUUAUUUCAUCCGGUUGGUAAUUAUGGCGCAGAGAUCGGGAAGAACGUGUUUGAUUUCCAAAGCUCCAAAGGAUGAAGGUUUAUAUAUGCGACGACCCUGUAUUUCUAUUUCACCGACUCAAUGCAGAAAUGGAUGCAAAGAUGAGGGUAUUUUAGAAGCCUGUAAAACUGGAGUUCGAGACCCACAAACUUUCAAAACUGGAGGUAUGAUUCUAAGAAAUGCGCAUUGUCUACAAUGUCUCAAUUUGGCGGAGAGUCGAGACUGUGACAGUUAUAGAAUGCCGAAUGAAGGCAAUAAGAUAUCCAACUUCUUUGCUUACUCCGUAUUGGUUGAUGUAAUCAGUGAUUCUGGUUCCGUAUUGCAGAUCAAGGCAGAUUCGGCUAUCGCGGGCGUUGAUUCUGCUGUAAAGGUGAAAGGCGCGGAAAUAAGUAUAACGAAAUGUCCAAGUCGGUUUAAACUUAUCAAAAAUGAAUGCGUGUUACAUGAGACCCAAUUAAAGGUAUUCUGUAGAAUCCCAAAAGGAAACAACAAUGCAGAAAAUAUCAAAGCACGCGUGACCAAGGCGAUUACAGAAAUGUUCGAUAUCAUUGGUAUUCUUUUUGUAAAGGCUCUGCCUGAUGGUUUCGUCCAUUGCCAUUUCUUUGCCGCGUUCCAUAAUGAAACACUUGAUUGGAAGACUAAGUUUAAUCUAAAUGAGAAAACCCUUCAGCAAUCGCUUCCUCCUGUCGGUUCAACUUCAGAUGAACGCUAUUGUACAUAUGAGAAAGAUGGGACCGAAUUGACCCUCGCGAAUCUGGUUUUGGGUCAGCCUCCAACGGAAGGCCAAUUGUCGACAUUAGAGAUAUCGCACUCGCCUAGUGGCAACGGUCGUAUUACGAGUACUGGAAUCAGGCUCUGUUCAGGCAUGCUUGGACUUGUUUCUGUCUGGCUCGUUUUUGCUUUCACCAGUUCAACGAUAAAUUAAUCUUCGAGAAUAGGAUAAGUCCUUUGUUCAGGCAUGAAUCAUGUCUUAAAAAGCUAAGAAUUGUCUGUCGGGAAUCUGGUUGUGGGUCAGCCUACAACGGAAGGCCAAUUGUCGACAUUAGAGAAAUCGCACUCGUCUAGUGACAACGGUCGUACUACGAGUGAUGGGACAAGGCUCUGGUCAGGUUUGUAUGGUUUCGUUCUGCAUCGCUCGUUUUUGCUACUUGUUCAACGAUGAGAACUUGAUUGAGAAGCCCUUUGUCCAGGCAUGAAUCGUGUCUUAAGAAAGCUAAGAAUGAGAAUGGUUCUAUGAUGCGAUUUAUUUUUGCUCUGCAUUGGUGGGAGAGAUUGAAAAUAUGAGAAUGUACGAAGGCUUUAAGAAUCUGAUCUGCCUACAAAGAUUGACUUGUUCCAAAUUGCCUGAUGAAUCGUUUCCUCAUUGUAAAUGUCGUUUGCACUUUAAGUUAUAAUGAAAAUUAUUUUGAGGUAUUCCUAAGCUAUUCGCAAUCGCUCAUUUAACUAUCUACAAAAAUACUUAUAAAAAUUCUAAUUUUGCCAUAUAUUUCUAUGUUCAUUAUUUUAUUUUCGAUAAAAAAAUAGAAAAAAUCAUGAAAUAUAUUAUUGAAAUAUGGAAAGACAUUGUUCUUGUUUAUGAAAUAAAUGUAUAUAAAUUAUCUAACACAGAUGCAUGAUAAAAAUGAUAGAAACCAAUGAGGAGGAUAAACAUCAUAUCCGAUUAUUUUCUUAAUAAUUAAUUAAUUAAUUAUUUUCUUAGGGUAUCAUUAGUAACCGAGAC